AAAACCUGAUAUUCAUGCAACCCCAAAGACAACCAACAGUCCCCUAGCCAACUCAAAUACGGAAUGACCGCUUCUUGUCAAGCCGUUCAAGGUCGUUCAAACAAAACGGCAGGCAACUUUGAAAAGGUUCUAACUUUUUUACCGUGCCACCGUAGAAUACACCGGUGAGAUGGUUUUAUUAGUCCUUAAUAAAGUACCGACUUUUCCAUAAUUCAGUUAAGUUUAGAGAUCUGUUAAAUCCUUUGGUUGUCCAAAUAUAUACCCAGGUUACUACUGGCAAGUGCACUUGCGAGUAGUCGAAAAUUUCAAAAUCUUAAUAAACACUUUUCGAAACAAUAAAAUUUCAGAGCUAUAAUUGAAAUAGUCCCGUUGAUAAGCGUAGCAGUAAAAUAUUCUGGACUCGCGGGUUUCGUACAAGUUAUGUCAAGUAAUUCGAGUAAAUGAAAAGACUGAGACUUGAACAAACACGUGAAAUAAGCCAUUCAUCAUCUAUGGCGACUAUUGUGCUGCUUAUGGCCGUUUACAAGUACAUAACAUGAAUUUCACAGUGGACACAUUAUUUUCCAGUUUCAGUUUGGAAUGGACAGGUGGUCUGUGUUUUCCCUGGCAGUGGUGGUUUCCCAGUUGAUCCAACUUUCUGUUGAGAUCGUCGACAGAUGGAACUUCAUUCACGUGUUGAGGUAUUGAAUUCCAUUCCUUGAUGAUUCGAUGGGAAAGUCGAUAGUCAGCUGACAAGUAGCUUGUUCUGGGCUUGUGAACAUUUUAAGUGUCCUCGUAAAUUCUCUGUUUCGGUAGACAAGAAAAGCAAGGGCACAUCAGAUGCGAAUUUACCACCAAGUUAUUUAAAAACUAAUCAGGUCGUGUCUAAUUCUUCUAUAUGAAAAUGAGAAUUGGUUUAGUUUAGCUAAUCUGUUAUCACACAGAAGCUUUGCUAUUUCAAUGGUCAUCUUAGUUGCGGUCCUUUAAACCUUUUCCAACAGCUCACUGUCUCUUUUAAGACAGGGACUAGCUGCUUACAUGCAGUACUGGAGUUUAGGACGAACGAGCACCGCAUACAAAGUCGGAAAUGUUUUAGCAUCGAUAUGGCUAAAGACUAACACAUAAACCAUAGGGUUCGAAAACCUUUGGUGGCUGUUACAUGGGAGCAUGCAGUGUCUUUUAGGUCUUGGCUAACUAUGACUCCCAAGUCAUUGUGUGUCUGGACAACUAGUAGCUCACUGUUUUUCACCGUGUAUUUAUCUAUACCUUGGCGACCAAUGUGCAUUUUAAUGCACCGAUGAUGGUAGGACACUAAGAAGGUCAUUUACACACAGGAGAAACAAUACAGGCCCCAAAACUGCACCCGAGGCAAUCCGCUAAACACAGUUUCCAAGCUAGACUACUUGGAGUUCGCCCGUACUCUUUGUUAACGCUCAACCAGAAAGUCUUUUAUCCAUAUGUUACCUCCAAUCCCGAUAUCACUAAACUUAGAUAACAGCCGGCUGAGAGGAACUUUGUCAAAAGCUUCACCAAAGCCAAUAUAGGCUACAUCUAUAGAUAGGUUCUGGUCUUUAAGAGCGCACCAAUUUUCACAGGCUACUAAUAUCUUAGUAAGACAGAAAUAACCUGUUCUAAAACCGUGCUGCUUUUCAGGAAAAAAUCUGGUUUUAAUCUAGAUACUCAACUUCUGAAUAAUCUUUUCUAAAACUUUGCCAACCACGCCGGCUAGGCUUACGGGUCAAUAGUUCUCAGGUUUACAUUAUGUAUCUGUUUUGUAGCUCUUGAAUGUUGUGGUAUGGGGAGCGUGGCGAGUCAGUUCUUUCUAUCGAAGUGCUCCCACGUAGCCACGCGUAUACAGCCCAUGACAGGGAAGUUUUACUCACUGCCUUGUGUUUACGAAAUUUGGAGGACGAAAGACAAAUGUCCGGCUCUUUAACCGGGUUGGUGGAUAUGAAGGAUCCACAUAGGGAGGUUGGGAUACUCUGAUUUCUAGCACAUGGGCUCCAGAAUCCUGAAGGAAUAAAUGGCGUAUGAACCUAUUGUUAUUCACUUCCUUCCACGAGACUGCAUCUUCUAACGUUGUUCUUCUGCCUUGUGGAUUCGACCUUUAGGUCAAAGGCUCUGGCAUUCUUAUGGUCUUGUUUUGUAAUCUACUUAGUGUUACAGAUAGAUUGGAAUAUAUGCAAGGGAUUAGCGAUAAAAUUUACAAUCUUUUAGUAACCUAGAUGCAUUUCUAACUUUUGUUACUUUUUCUUUAUUACAGCCGUGGGAGGCGUUAACUAUUUAUUAACAUAAAUAUCCAGUCACAUGUCGAAACGCUCUGGCUUAGGUGUGGUAUGUCAUAUCUGUCCAACUACUUAACUAGAAGUAAGAUCACCAGCGAAGAGUUAUCAAAACCUUUGAAGUUGUCAAAACCAUCUUUGGACAGUGAUGAAGAAGACUAUAACGAUAAAGAUUGUUUCCGAUUACAUGAAGCGGAUAUAGAUGGUCAGGAAGCUACGACUUUAGAGUAUGAUGAUGAAGUUAAAAUAACUCCAUUUAACAUGAAAGAAGAGCUUGAGGAAGACGGACACUUCGACUCCGCUGGCACUUUCAUUUUCAAGAAACAAGUUGAUGCUCGUGAUAACUGGUUAGAAGAUAUUAAUUGGCUGGAAGUCAAGAAAAAUCAAGAAAAGAAUUCGUUGAAAGACACAUCGAUAAGCGAUGAACUUGGUGGAAAAGUGCUAAGUAAAGAGGAGAAACUUACUUUGUACCAAGAACUCCUAUCUUAUUUGCAACCUUCUGAGACCGUUCUGCGCAGUAUUAGACGUAUGGGUGCUUGUUCAGAUUCUAAAAAGUCCGCUUCAGCCAGUCAGCGCUGGCUAAAAAAUAAAAAUCCGAAAAUUGAAGCUCAGACCGGCGAUCCAGAAGGAUUGAUUCGUGUUACUGAAUUAGCUGAUCAGCUUGUUCAAGGCGGAGAUUUCGAUGUUUAUCAAAAAACAUUCGAUGAUAUCAAAAAAUUGAUAGAAUGUACAAAACAAUUUGCAGUAGAUGAUGAACUUGAAGUCCUCGGUCAGGCAUUUGAUGAAAAGCAAGCUGACAAUAAAGAUGAAAUCAAAUCAACUGAAGAACAUGAUGGUACUGACCAUGAUGACAAUAAUAAUAAUAAUCAUACCUCAGUCAUGUGGCAUUUAAAACGCUCAAAUAAACCAAAUACAGAGAUUGAAGGACCAUAUACAUCUGAACAAUUGAAGGCGUGGCUUCAAGAUGGAACGUUCAAUGACAAUGACAAUAUUUUAAUACGUGAAGCAACGAAAUCUGAUGGACAAUUCUAUAAUAUCACACGUAUUGACUUUGAUUUGUAUGAAUAAAAAAGUAAAUAUUCACUUUUUUCAAUAUUAUACUCCCUUCUUUUAUGGAUUCUAUUGUAUAUAGAAACAUUUGUGAAUAUAUCUGUUCGUUUUUUCCCCUGCUAAUUUCUUACUUUAUAUUUCACUUGAUUUUAUUAGCAUAUUGGAAAAAAACAUCUUAGUCAUGCCUGUUUAAUAAUUG
Molecule: messenger RNA, 3510 nt
Organism: Schistosoma rodhaini
Lineage: Eukaryota; Metazoa; Platyhelminthes; Trematoda; Strigeidida; Schistosomatidae
Source: the annotation of a GenBank genome assembly